Molecule: messenger RNA, 1369 nt
Organism: Racocetra persica
Lineage: Eukaryota; Fungi; Glomeromycota; Glomeromycetes; Diversisporales; Gigasporaceae
Source: the annotation of a GenBank genome assembly
UUGGGAUCCAUUCAUAAUUUGGAUAGUUGAUCCUCGUUAUGUAAAGGGUAAAGAUGAUCAUCCUCCACAGCAGCCAGCUAACGCAAAUUUCCCCCGUCCACCACCUGCCGCCAUUAAAUCAAAUAAUGGGAAUCCCAUCCCAAUUCAUUACAACCAGCCUAUAGUCCUGCAAUGCUUAACAACCGGAAUGACAAGCCCAACUAUGAUUAUUCGUAAAGUGGACAAAGGUAGCAUGGUUAUUGGAGGUGGCAUCCUUGAUUCUAAUGGGCAUGGUGAAGCUGAAGAAGCUUUAGGUGAUCCGGUUUCACAACUUCACAAAGUUGCGUUUCAAAUUAAGGAUACCAGCAUAUCUUCUUCACCUUCAACCUCUCCGACAUUUCAACCACCAAACAAUCAACAUCUCCCCGGGCCUGGCACAUAUCUCGCUUGCCUAGGUGAUGUUGUAGGAAUGCAACGUGCGAACGAAGGCCGAAAAAUAAUGACCCAACCUUCGACUGUACCAAUUAAUUCCAAUUUCUUGGACAUGAAGACUAAUUCUCCAAUUCCUUCGCCCACUGACAUUUCAUCCGCAGUUGCAGCGUGGGCAUCUCCUACGGAUUUUUCCAUGGAUUCAACUACAUUGCCCGAGUCUGCUGUGGUUACUGCUGAAGGUGGAAAAGUUAUUCGCAAGCGGCGUGUUUCCUCAUCAGUGGUGGUUAGGCCUACUACAGCACUAUCUAAAGCUGCAUUGACAAAGAACAGGAGGAGGGUAAAUAGCUUAAGUGGUGUAGCAAGUGAGGUUGAUCUUGCGAAAUUCGCCAGCGUCAGAAAUUCUGUUGGUCAUCGGCACCACGACAAUGCUGGUGCUUUAUGGACAGAGGAUGUAACCGAUGCUGCUGUAUGGACGAUUGUUGGAACUGAUUGUGCAUCGUAUACGUUUUAUUCUCCACAAAACUUAAUUUCCGGAUCAAUGAGUCCAUCUCACCAUCUUUCAUCAUUAUCGCUGCCCAUGCCAGUAACUCCAUUACCAAGUAUUUCAAACAUUAUUAGCACUACGUCAUCAUCAUCCUGUUCAAUUCCUACAUCACAACUUCAGCAUUCAACAACUCCAAACACUAUAACUAUAUAUGGUGAUAACUUUACUCGAGAUUUGAUGGUAUGGUUUGGAGAUGUUCCAAGCCUGAAAACAGAGUUUAGGUCUAAAGACUGUCUGGUGUGCUGGUUACCAGAAGAGUUGAUGUAUGAAAUAGAACAUAAUAAUAAUAUUAAGCGGGACAUUUCUGGUCUUCAAGGCCGUCAUCUUCAUUGGAUCCCUAACGGAAGGAUGAGCAUGAGCGGUAGACCAAUUUUACUAAGUCGUAACGAUGGUGUAGUGUUUAAAACAGGAAAA